AUGAUUCCACCCGCGGAAGAGGCAACCGAUAUAUUUUCUCUUUCUGAUCAGGUUUUGGCCGACAGGCUCGAGUUUGUCCAGGAGAUCGGCUUUGGCAAUUGGGGUAGUGUAUGGCUAUGUAAACCGAAGACUACGUCGACGAAGGGUAGGAAGGAACCUCUCAAGGUAGCCGUCAAGGUCGUACAUCGAUCAAAGACGACCACAACGGCUGCUCGAGUCAAAUCAUUGUGGAACGAAAUGAAGAUCGUCCGCUUGUUCAAGGAAGACCCACAUCCAUCUAUCGUACCUUUUCACUCGUUUAUCAUCACACCCUCGUAUGCCCUCAUCACGAUGGAAUAUCUACCCGAACUCAUCCCAGUUGAAGUACCAGAACCGAAAGCCAAGGAAUGGUUUCGAUCACUACUCUCUGGCGUUCAGUUCCUUCACGAACACGGCGUCGUACAUAACGAUAUCAAACCUGCCAACAUCCUUUUAUCUACUUCACUCAUCCCCGUACUUGUCGAUUUCGGCUUUGCCGAGCGCUACGAAUUAAAGUCAUCAAAGGCUUUCCAAAGUAACCUGACGUAUGGCACACCUGAGUACCUCUCACCAGAGCGGGCUCGCGGCUUACCACACGAUACACGCAAAUCCGAUGUCUGGUCUCUCGGCGUCACGUUCUUCGAGAUUCUCGUCGGCCGGACACCUUUUGAACACGUUGAGGGUGAACAGUUCGAGACCAAGGAAGACCUGGAGAAAUAUUGGGCUCGUACCUUGCGUGGCAAGUGGGUCGGAAAGUGGACUAUGUCGAGGGCGAUUGAGAAGCUGCUGAAGAGGAUGAUCCAGCCUAACGCUGACUUGCGCUGUGUUACGGCUGACGCGAUAGAGGACCCGUACUGGACUUCAACUGAGACACCUUCGUCCAGCCUUGGGUCAUCGCAUCGUGCGUUUCUUUCACCUCGUUUACAUUUUGUUCUAUGA
Molecule: messenger RNA, 957 nt
Organism: Stereum hirsutum FP-91666 SS1
Lineage: Eukaryota; Fungi; Basidiomycota; Agaricomycetes; Russulales; Stereaceae
Product: kinase-like protein
Exons: 7
Coding region: 1-957 (318 amino acids)
Biological process (GO): autophagy; peptidyl-serine phosphorylation
Cellular component (GO): cytoplasm
Molecular function (GO): ATP binding; protein serine/threonine kinase activity
Source: RefSeq, a predicted model, not a curated record